Liolophura sinensis is the source of this 977-nucleotide messenger RNA. Its product is annotated as melanopsin-A-like. Gene Ontology annotation, molecular function: G protein-coupled receptor activity. The transcript has 2 exons. Gene Ontology annotation, biological process: G protein-coupled receptor signaling pathway. Gene Ontology annotation, cellular component: membrane. NCBI's taxonomy places the organism in Eukaryota, Metazoa, Mollusca, Polyplacophora, Chitonida, Chitonidae. The coding region runs from base 1 to 912 and encodes 303 amino acids. The record is from RefSeq and is a predicted model, not a curated record.
AUGGGCCUGCAUGGUGAAGAUUACUCUUUAAUAGUUCCUGUAUAUGUCGUAGCCAUCAUUGGCAACGGAUUGCUGAUUUCCACAAUUGUCAAAUGUAACGCACUUCGCAAAGUGUCCUACUUCCUUGUGGCUAACUUGGCCUUUAAAGAUUUCACCUUCGCCUUGGUGUCCCCUGUAUUUGUAACGCCCAGUGUCUUCAAAGACCGCUGGGUGUUUGGACAUCAUCCCUGCAUCCUGUUCGGAUUGAUCAGCACGUGGUUGGCGUAUGUGGAACUGUUGACCCUGGUUUGCCUUGCCGGCGACCGUUAUGUGGCCGUUACAAGGCCAUUACGAUAUCACCAAAUUCUGAACAGAAACAAGUUCCGAGCGGCCGUAGUCUUCUGCUGGUCAUACUCGUUCCUCUGGGCCGCAAUGCCGUUAAUGGGGUUUGGGGAAUACGUUUACUACGACAACCUCAAAAUUUGUCAGCUAAACUGGUCUCCUGGGCUUACUCCGCUCACCUAUACUAAAACUGUAGGAAUACUUCUCUUUUUCCCUGGGACAGGUAUGAUCAUUUACUGCUACAUCAACAUCUACAAAAGAGCUAAGAGCAUCAGUGACGUUCCCGUGUUUACGGUACAAGCACAGGCCAACGGGAACAAAGGUAAAAGAACAGGGUCCAGAGGAACAAAAGCGACCUUUACAAUUGCACUCAUUACUGGGAUAUAUUUCUUCUGUUGGUUCCCAUUUGUCGGGGUACGGGUCACUCAGGUUUAUUAUCCCGGGUAUAAGGAUGAUCUCACCUUGCAAACAAUAGAGAAUUUCACACUCUAUUCCUUUACCAUCGCGAAUUUCAUCAACCCUAUUAUUUACGGGAUUUACAACAGAGAGUUCAGGUACGAAUUCCUUAAAUUGAUCAAGAGAGGAAGAUAGACGAACUAUGGGGAGACGGUCAAAGGGAUUCCGGCCUAAUGUCAUACUUUAUAUAAUUUCUUAGU